AUGCAAGCUCAAACCUCAAUUAGCUCUACCGUAUUGCUAAAUCCGUUGAAGAAGUUGGAAAAACGAAAUGGAAGGUAUCGUGCUUCUGAAGGAACAAAGGGUCCAGGAGGACCGUCAUCAUCACCAGGCGAAGUGGAUAGUGGAUUUGGAGGACCAUUUUUCCAAAAAGAUAAUUUUUGGAAACAAGGAUUCAUAAACGAAUCCCAAGAGUGUUCAGACCAUAAAGGGUGA
Messenger RNA from Strongylus vulgaris, 231 nucleotides. Lineage: Eukaryota; Metazoa; Nematoda; Chromadorea; Rhabditida; Strongylidae. The record is from the annotation of a GenBank genome assembly.